This is a messenger RNA of Symbiodinium sp. CCMP2592, 1188 nucleotides long. The record is from the annotation of a GenBank genome assembly. NCBI's taxonomy places the organism in Eukaryota, Dinophyceae, Suessiales, Symbiodiniaceae.
AUGGUGUCACCAGAGGUAGAGCUAUGGAUAGAGGUGUCUCAAGGUCUCGUUGGCUUCUCAGGCACUAGAAGCAUGCUUGGGCACACAUGUGGGGGCAUGACGGAGAUCUGUGCGUCGACGGGAGCGGCUUUUCAGCUGGAGCCUCACACCUGGAAGCUGGGCUACGGCAUCUCAGCAGUGCGCUGGGAGCAGUUUGAGAAGCGGAAGGAGGCGGAGCUUCGCUACCAAGGGCUCUGGUCCUCGAAGGUGCUCAUGAGCCCCGAGGGUGAGGUGAAGCUUUGCUCCUCUGCUCCUGUGGAUCCGAGAGGUCUUGGGGUGGCGAUGCUGCUACUCUCAGCGAAGAGAGACUUUGAAGAGGUUUUUCAGCCCCCUCUCAUUCAUGCUGCCCUGGAGAAUGGAGAUGUGGCUUUUAUUCCAGCUGAACGUUUGCCAGGCAUUCCGCAGGCGCUACAGCUCGUCUGGGACAUGGUUGCUUGGAGAAGGUCCAUCAGUUGGUUUGGCUCACGCGUGUCGGCGGAUUCGCUUUGUUACUUCGACGUUGAGAAGCAUCCGGGCGUUCGGGGCUAUGUGGCGCUGACCAUCGACGAUGCCCCAUGCCGCCUAGGGCCCAAGAACUCCAUGCUGCCUGAGAUCCGAAGGCUUCUGAAAGAGCAUCAGGCACAGGCCACCUUCAUGCUCCUGGGGAAGUUUGUGUCUGGUAGUGAAAACGACCUCCUGGACCUUUUAAGGGACGGACACGAGCUGGGGAAUCAUGGUCUUGUGGACAAGAGCUACUUGGCCUCCUCUGCGAAAGAGUUUGAGGAGAUGGUCGACGAGUGCUCAGCACAUAUCGGCGACUUGCAGCGACGUGCCGGAAUUUCUGCCGCGUUUCCCUGGUUUCGGCCUCCCCAUGGCCAGAUGAGCUCCGCAAUGACGGAGAUUGUGAAGCACAAGGGCCUCAAAGUUCUCAUGUGCGACGCCUACGCCUGCUGCCCCGUGAUUCAGGAUGGCGACUUCAUCGGGCGCUUCCUGGCGCGCAGGGCGGAGCACGGCUCCAUCCUUCUGCUGCACAUGCCCGAGCACGGCUUUCGCGAAUGGUGUUGGCUCGGCCUGCAGACGCUGCUUCGGCAACUGCAGGCGCGCGGCCUGCAGGUGGUAACUGCCGGGAAGCUGGCCGAGCUAGCCGGGUGGAGUCCGGACAGGCUUUAG